Cylindrotheca closterium is the source of this 1140-nucleotide messenger RNA. The record is from the annotation of a GenBank genome assembly. Lineage: Eukaryota; Bacillariophyta; Bacillariophyceae; Bacillariales; Bacillariaceae.
AUGGUGGGCAUGUAUAUAUUGGCCCUGAAUAAAAAGAAAUCAGAGAAACGGAAAGAAAUUGGAACAGAUCAACAAGCGACGCAAGAAGACGUUCCCGUCGCUGUCCCCACAGAUGCUCCAAGCAAAUUGCCCACCACAGCUUCUCCCACCGCAUUGGCCUCCAAUGCACCCACUAAAAAUCCGACCACCGCGCCAAGUGACGCCCCGAGCGUAUUGCCCUCCAAUGCACCAAGCGAAGCUCCGUCCACUGAGCCAAGUGAAUCUCCUAGCGCGUUACCAACCAAUCUGCCGAGUGAAUCUCCUAGUGCACUGCCCACCAUUGCAUCAAGUGAAGCUCCGUCCAGUAGUUCAAUGCCCUCCCCUGCGCCAAGUAAUGCUCCGAGCAAAUUUCCCUCCAAUGCACCAAGUGAGGCUCCGACUGCAUCACCCACCGUUAGUCUUGUGCCCACAACAACACCAAGCGCAGCUCCGACUGCAUCGCCCACCGCUGCUCCUCUCCGAGUGGCCUGUGCGGGGGAUAGCUUGACGCUGGGAAGAAGCGGAAAUAGUGGUGCUUCCUACCCUCAACAACUUCAGGGAUUGUUGGGCAGCGGCUUUGGAGUCCGCAAUUAUGGAAGAAAUGCGGCUAAUGCCAUGGACGGUUUUGGUGUACCUUAUAUUGGUACCCCUAACUUUGCAUUCUCCAUGGACUUGAAUCCCGAUAUCUAUUUGCUCAUGCUGGGAACAAAUGAUAUGAAAUAUUGGAGGGAAGCCAGUCACAGAUAUGCUGCGGGCAUGAAUCAGAUAAUGAAACAAGUCAGAGCAGCUUCACCAGGAGUCCGAAUCAUAUUGGCAAUACCACCAUGGGUCAAGCCAAACGAUUUUGGCAUCUCCAAUGACAUUUUGGUGAACAAUAUUCAACCAAGAAUACGAGAGAUUGCCUCGGCCAAUCAGGUAGAAUUGGUGAACAUGUAUAUGGCGACUAUCAAUCAACAUGACAUGUACAGUUUCGACAACUUGCACCUCAAUGAAAAAGGUUAUGCAGCGCUUGCUCAAGUUUGGCAGAGGCAGAUCUUGUGCAACAAUAAUGGUUUUUGUGAUAUUGGGGAGAGCUGUGAAACAUGUCGUCAAGACUGCCUUGAGCAAUGUACACCAGUUUAG